Molecule: messenger RNA, 1572 nt
Organism: Cyphellophora attinorum
Lineage: Eukaryota; Fungi; Ascomycota; Eurotiomycetes; Chaetothyriales; Cyphellophoraceae
Product: Fumitremorgin C synthase
Exons: 4
Coding region: 1-1572 (523 amino acids)
Molecular function (GO): heme binding; iron ion binding; oxidoreductase activity, acting on paired donors, with incorporation or reduction of molecular oxygen
Source: RefSeq, a predicted model, not a curated record
AUGCAGUCUCUCACCUCGUCAGUCGUGGGCCUACUUGCUCGCUUGCUCACAGCAGCGUUGCUCCUCGCCGCUGGCGCUGUUGCUGUCGACUAUGCACGCAUGCUGUACAGGCGGCGCUCGUUGCCGCCAGGUCCAAUGCCAUGGCCGCUAUUUGGAAAUUACUUCCAGACCCCGAAGGAUCGUCCCUGGCUUGAGUGGGAACAGUGGUCCAAAAAGUACGACAGUACGAUGCUGACACUAUGGGUCGGUCGUGAGCCUCGAAUCAUUAUCAACGAUGCGUGGGAUGCGUGCGAGCUGAUGGAGAAGAGAGCCGACAUCUGGUCUUCCCGGCCACAUUUGAUUGCCAUGGGCGAUGCCAUCAAUCUGACCGAAACGAAUCAGACAGUCCUGCCUUAUGGUGACCGAUGGCGAUUGCAUCGUCGGCUCAUGCACACUGCAGUAGGAACACAGGCUGUUCGGUCGUAUAAGGGCUUUCAAGCAGACGAAUCUAAGAUCCUCACUCGAGAUAUUCUGGAAGACCCGGAAGACUAUGUAAUGUCUAUCGAAAGGUACAGUGUAUCAGUCACAUCGAUCGUUGGUUGGGGACGCAGAAUCGACCGCAAGAACGACCUUAUUGCCCAACAGGCACUGAAGUUGAUGGAAGGAGUGGAUUUGGUCAUUCCGGGUCUCUACAUCAUUGAAGCGCUGCCUUGGCUUUGCAAGCUUCCGCGAUGGCUGUAUAAGUUUCCAACGGACUUAUGGCACGGGUCCGCUAUUGGAGCGAGGUUCUUCUGGAUGUUAUCCAAGGAGGGCGCCGACGCACCUGAGGACAACUUUGCGAAACGCCUCAUCCUCGGCCAGGAGAAGGAGGGCCUUACUGACCUUGAGGUGGCUGGACUUGCGGGCAAUCUUCUCGGCGGUGGAGUGGACACGACAACAAGUACCAUGCUUAGUUGCAUACUCGCCAUGUGUGCAUUUCCGGAUGUCCAAAGAAAGGCACAGGCGGAGAUCGACAGCGUUGUUGGGAAAGAUCGCUCACCAAGUUGGGAGGACAUUGCGGAGAACCGGCUUCCAUAUAUCGAGGCCAUCGUGAAGGAGGCACUCCGCUGGCGCACAGUCACAAUCCUUGCAGGCAUCCCGCAUGCCAAUACCGUUGACUUCGACUACAAAGGCUACCAUUUCCCUGCAGGCACUAACGUCACGGCGAAUAUGUGGGCGAUUCACCGAAAUCCCAGAGAUUUUCCGGAACCAGACGUCUUCAGGCCCGAACGCUUUCUGAACGGCCUGGAACGUCCAUAUCCGAAUGCUCGAGGCAGCAAUCCAUUCGGCUUCGGCAGGAGAAGUCAUUUGGCUUUUGACAUGCGCCCAGGUCUUGACCAGAAUGGUCAGGAAAUUAAGCUAGACCUUUUCGCUUAUUCUGCGAGCGAGAAUAUCCGACCGUUGCCAUUCAAGGCUCGCUUUAUAUCACGUUCUGAGGACAUCAGUCGUCUCAUUACCGAUGAGGCGGUGCGCGCGCGGGACGCUCUGCGCGUAUACGACGGCGAGACCAGAGUGACGAUGGCAGAGGCGGCGAAGAAUCCUGCAUAUAACUGA